AUGAAGAAGGUGUUGCAGCGAAGGGGGCUCAGGCUGUGCAGGGCCCUCAGAGAACAGAAGGCGAAGCUUUACAUCAUCCGGCGCUGCGUCGUCAUGCUCCUUUGCUGGCAUGAUUGA
Molecule: messenger RNA, 117 nt
Organism: Zingiber officinale
Lineage: Eukaryota; Viridiplantae; Streptophyta; Magnoliopsida; Zingiberales; Zingiberaceae
Product: small polypeptide DEVIL 5-like
Exons: 1
Coding region: 1-117 (38 amino acids)
Biological process (GO): negative regulation of cell population proliferation
Source: RefSeq, a predicted model, not a curated record